CCUGUGUAGAAGGGGAUGCUUCCUACCAACGUUGUAGAAAUGCUCGCGUCUCGUGAAAAACAAGUUUUCUUAUCCGACUCCGAGGAUGAGAAGGCUGAGGCAGAUCCCACUCCGGGAAAGAAAAAGAAAAACUCAGGGCUAGAACCUGUUAUUUUGAACCACAUACCACCUCCUCAAUGCUUACAGAGUUCCAUGGAGUUCUUGAAGAAAAGGAAAAUGCAGGUUCCAAGGUCAUCUUUGGUUUUAAAGAACUCCAACCAAGUACUUCGCCUUAGUUGUGCCCUUUCAAUUUCCGGGUUACGCGAAAGCUGUAAACGACUGUAACAAAGUCAGUUUGAGUUUUCAAAA
Molecule: messenger RNA, 348 nt
Organism: Hibiscus syriacus
Lineage: Eukaryota; Viridiplantae; Streptophyta; Magnoliopsida; Malvales; Malvaceae
Exons: 3
Coding region: 16-324 (102 amino acids)
Source: RefSeq, a predicted model, not a curated record